Colletotrichum costaricense is the source of this 1416-nucleotide messenger RNA. RefSeq names its product IBR finger domain-containing protein. Gene Ontology annotation, biological process: ubiquitin-dependent protein catabolic process; protein polyubiquitination; positive regulation of proteasomal ubiquitin-dependent protein catabolic process. Gene Ontology annotation, molecular function: ubiquitin protein ligase activity; zinc ion binding; ubiquitin conjugating enzyme binding. The record is from RefSeq and is a predicted model, not a curated record. Lineage: Eukaryota; Fungi; Ascomycota; Sordariomycetes; Glomerellales; Glomerellaceae. Gene Ontology annotation, cellular component: cytoplasm; ubiquitin ligase complex. Bases 1 to 1416 code for a protein of 471 amino acids. The transcript has 2 exons.
AUGUUAUUAUAUGAUGUCGAUGACGAGACGCUCCGGCUGGUCCUCCAAAUGCACUUGGAGGACCUCGAGAGCAUCAGGCAGAGCAACAAGGGCAAAUGCCACGCGGACGAGGCCACCGAUCAUGAUAUAGCCAUCGAAACCUACAAGUCGGAGAUCGAGGCUCAUGCCCUACUCGCGGCGGACAGGCGCAUGUGCAAGAGUAUUGCCAAAGCAAACCAAACCGACGCCCGCCUCAUCACCAACCUCGCCAGGCAGGAAGACCAAGCUGCUCGAGAUAGGGCAGCGGCCAUUCGGCUCAGCAACGGGGGGGGACUCGAUGAAGAUGUGCCUGCAGCUCAUGUCCGGUCGAACAAUGCCAAAAGCAAGGAAGAUGAGAUGUUGCGAAAACUCAAGGCACUCUUCGUCUCUGCCAACGGCGAAGAGGAGGUCCACGAUGAUGAUGAGGACACCUUAAGCCCCCCAGAAUCAUCAUCAUGGGCAGCCUCCAGACUCCAAACCAACCUACCAGCAGCCAAUCCCACCAAGUUAACAUGCGAUAGCUGCACAAACACCUACCCCUCCACCACAGUCGCCCACCUCCCAUGCAACCACAACUACUGCCGCGACUGCCUCCGAACCCUCUUCCAACUCUCCCUCACAGACGAGUCUCUCUUCCCGCCGCGGUGCUGCAGACAACCCAUCCCCAUCGACGACAACAACAUCAGGGCCUUCCUCCCCUCCCAACUGAUCGGCAGCUUCCGCGCAAAGGAGCUCGAGCUCUUGACGCCCGAUCGGACGUACUGCCACCGGCCGACCUGCUCCCGCUUCAUACCAAAGGAGUUUACGCGGGGGGAUAUCGGCACGUGUCCGGCGUGCCAGCAUGAGACCUGCCUGAUGUGCAAGGGCGCCGGGCACGGCGAGCAGGAUUGCACGCAGGACACGCAGACGCAGGCGCUUCUCGAGGUCGCUGCCGCCAACGGGUGGCAACGCUGCUUUGGGUGUCGACGGGUCGUGGAGCUCGAUCACGGAUGUAAUCACAUGAGUGAGGACGUGGACGUUGAACACGAGCUGAUAAUCAUUGCCCUCAAAAAGCUUGUCCUUGCGGAGCACAAUUCUGCUACCUCUGUGGAGAAAGGUGGAAGACGUGUACCUGUGCGCAAUGGAACGAGGAGCGGCUCGUCGCCCGCGCCAACGAAAUCGUGGACCGGCGGGCUGACGCCCUGCAUCUGGAUGCUGCGGCGAGAGCGCAACGGGUCGAAAGGGAGGCGCAUAAUCUCGUGGAGAAUCAUCAGUGUGUUCAUCCCACCUGGAGGAGCCGCCGCGGAGGGUUCCGGUGCGAGGAGUGUCACGACUUCCUGGGAGAAUUCAUCUAUGAGUGCGCUCAGUGUCGCAUCCAUGCAUGCCGCAGAUGUAGACACAAUCGACUUUAGAGAGUAG